ACCCAUAUCCGAGAAGAGUGUGUUAAGAGGUGUCUCACCUUCCCGACUAUGUUCUUAUUACCAAGAAAGACACCGGGUAGCUGACAACACGCCGAGGCGUCUUUGGACAUAACUGCAGCUCCUUAUUGGUCAGGAGUCCCAGAGCCUAGUGCGUAACGUUGCGCGCUGCAUACGCACGAGCAGAGCAGAAUAUUUAGUGGGAAAAAGCUCGUGGAUAUUAGACUGUCUGGAAUUAUCUCAGAGUUUCGCCACUGCCUGGGUUUAUCUUACAUGCCAAAGCUGGGGGAACAGACUGGAAAACAGCAGACUUCAGCGCGAAGCUUUACUGUUUUCGCCACAAUAAUUGGUUAUCGGAUGGACCAGCAUCCCAGCGCCCGGAGCUGCACCAGUCGCGGGGCUUCGUCCUGCGAGGCCGUCCCGACUGAGCCCUCCAUGAAUUUGUACAUCCACUCCACCACCGGCACGCGCUUCGAGCUCUCCCUGCCCCUGGAAGAGACCGUGGAAGGACUGAAGAGGAGGCUUUCGCAAAAACUCAAAGUACCAAAAGAGAGACUCGCGCUGCUACACAAAGAAACGCGACUAAGUUCAGGCAAACUCCAGGAUCUAGGCAUAUCAGAUGGGAGCAAGUUAACACUUGUUCCAACAGUUGAAGCAGGAUUAAUGUCUCAAGCAUCAAGACCAGAGCAGUCCGUAAUGCAAGCCUUGGAGAGUUUAACAGAAACGCAGGUCAGUGACUUCCUGUCCGGCCGCUCCCCCCUCACCCUGGCACUGCGCGUCGGUGAUCACAUGAUGUUCGUCCAACUCCAGUUGGCGGCACAGCAGUCUGGUGCUCCCCAGCUUCAGCACAGACAUCUCAUCACCCGCGGCAGUGCAGACACCGCAGCGGGACAGCCUACGGGGCAGCCGCGUGUUCCCCACCCUCACCCUCCCUCCCACCACCAUCCCCAUCCCCAUCCCCAUCCCCAUCCCCAUCCCCAUCCCCAUCCUCCACACAGUCACCCCAGCCCCCACUUGUCUCAGCCCCAGUUGGUCCCUUCCUCCCCCUCUUCUCCAGGAUCUCCAUCCUUCCCCCUGCCCUCCACGCACCACCAGCCGCUCUCACCCAUGUACCACCAGUCAGCCUCCUCCGCUCACUGUAGCCCCCCUACUCCUCCUCCUCCAGCCCAAUCCCCUCGCCCGUCCCACGUCCCUGGAGGUCUUUUCCGCUCCCCCCAUCAUCAUCAUCAUCACCACCACCAACACCACUACCACCAGCCUUCCUCGGGCCAACCCAGCCAAGACAUCGGCCAGGCCAGCCCUGUAGCCCCAGUCCUCUGCCCUGAGGCUAACUGCAGCACCAACAGCACCAACAGCACCAACAGCACCAACAGCACCAACAGCACCAACAGCACCAACAGUGGCAGCAGUCCCUCAACACGCUCCCGCAAACCUGGCGCCAUUAUUGAGAGCUUCGUAAACCAUGCUCCCGGAGUCUUCUCAGGGACCUUUUCAGGCACUUUGCACCCUAACUGCCAGGACAGCAGUGGGCGACCCAGACGAGAUAUAAGUACCAUCCUGCAGAUCCUUAAUGACCUCCUGAGCGCUACACGCCACUAUCAGGGCAUGCCCCCCUCCCUCACCCAGCUCCGCUACCAGACCCAGUGUGGAUCACCAACCUCCUCAUCCCCUUCACCACCUCCUUCGCCUCCGGUUGUUGGCAUGACAGGCCUCUCUGCCAAAGCUACCUCUGUGCCCGCCAGCAGCCCUAGCAGCCCUAGCAGCCCUGCGCCGACCCUUCAUCCACUGGUGCAGUGCCAGAGCCAGAUACGCAUGUGCAAACCCCCUGGUGACCGCAUGCGUCAGUCUGAGAACCGUGCGACCCGCUGCAAGGUGGAGCGCCUGCAGCUGUUGAUGCAGCAGAAGCGUCUGCGCAGGAAGGCCAGGCGGGACCAGCGCGCUCCGUAUCAUUGGCUGCCCAACAGGAAGGCUGGUCGCAGCAACAGCAACAGCAGCAUGUCGAGCGAGGGCUCCCUGGACCUGGACUUUGACGACUCAGUGUGGAAGCCUGACGUCAAGGCUGACUUGAAGUCUGAGUUCGUCAUGGCUUGAACACGUGCUCGGAGAUGGAUUCAAAGAUGUGCAAAGCCUUGAUUGGGAUUUACUCAUUAUACUUUAAGGGAGAGUGUUGGCAGGAGGUGACACAGACAUGUGGGAAGGUGUCUUAUGGAGAGAGGAAAUCAAAGUUGUCUGUCACAUGAAAAAAAAAGAGGCUUCCUGUGGACUUGAAUCCCGUUCUGUCUUUCACAGUUGACCUUGCGAGAAACAGCAACAGAACUUUCUUUCAAUGUUUGGAACUGAACAACUGGACUUUAUAAUGUACGUACAAGACAUUUGACAGUAUGAUAACAGAGACCAUACUGGAACUUGAGCAUAGCAGAAUUCAAUGGGUGGUGGUGGUAUUUUGAGGUUUUUGUUUUUAAAGAUUUGUUUUUAAAAACGCACUCUGGACAGCAAUGAAGAGAUCCACACUGGACUUACUCACAGGAUGGGAGCACCAGAGGCCUCAGUGUUUCCUAAUCCCAAGAAAGGCAGAACUGCCGAACUUUGGAUUACUCCAACGGGCAUUCUUAUUGAUCUCAAAACUCACAAACCAGAGUCUACUUUUUACCUGUUAGGGGGUGGUUAAACUUUUUUUUGUUCCAUUUUGAAACAUAUUAUUAUAUUUUAUAAACAAAAAAUAUGUAGCAUUGUUCACAAAGCAUUCAGGUUUUCAUAUAACAGUUCAAAGUAGUCGUUGAUUUGCACAGUUUCUUGAUUUAUAACAGCUGGUCAGAGUGUGCAAAGAAAGAGGAGGUGGGGCCUGAGAGAGAAAAAUGAAUAUGGACGUAUUGAUAUCAACCUCAGUGACAUAGGGUAUCGAUGGGAAUGAUUAAUGAAUAAACAAAAUGAGUUAAUAUUAACAGAAAGUGCUUUAGAGGAUUUAAAAAUCUUUAAAAUGUAUAUGGAAAAAAAUCUAUUUUUUAUUUCUCUUCCUACCUGCUGUUUUCAAAAAACAGCAGCCCUGUGUGGCUUCAGUCAAGUCUUUGACUUCCAACAAAUACGUAACAUCCAUUCAAUCAUUCAUUAGCUCCUUCAUGGAUUAUAGUCGGAUUAUAGUCAUCUAGCCACAACAAAUAAUACAGAAAGAUAAAUUUCACCCAGCCCACCUCAUGUCUUACAUACCUGAAUGGACUUGUUGAGGGUUUGUAUUAGUUUGUGUACAUAAAUGUGACGAUUGGCAAAGGUUUAUGAGGGUGUGUGUGCGUGUGUUUGACUUUAGUGUAAAUUGAUUUUAAAGUUUCCCAUGUUUACGUCUGAGUUAUCUUCUCCCAGAAAAACUGUUAGUUUCCCAAAGUCAUAACAAUCAGCUGCAUAAGUCACCACAGGAUCAAUUCCGAGUUGGUUUCCAGUUCCAGGCCAAUGAGACGUGCACCCAUACCAAGCCCUUGUAAUAGUGACUCUAUUUUUUUAUUGGUAAAGACAAGAGGGAGAAGAUGUGUGAUCAGUUUCCAGCAUCAUUAUCUAUCUAGUGCCUCCACCAGUGCAUCCAUUGACAUAUCAGGUUCGGCCUUUCAAAGUUCCGCUGCUACACACGGGGACUUGAAAUGACAAAAAAAAAAAAGAAGCAGAGGGGUAAAGUGACUUUUCCUUGCAUGCAGAGUGUGAAAAUACACUGAUCUUUUUACUAUUGAUGGAAGAAAAAAAAGAAACUGGUGCUGUGGGAAUGAAGGUUAACAACAUGCAUGAAUUUGUGAAGAAAAUAAAAACAAUGCUGCUUUUGUUGGUUAGGUUUUAUGUAUUUUUUUUUCAACAUUAGAACAACAGCGUCCUGCUAAAGUAUUACAAAACCAAAACAGAUGAAGUUAAGUGUGGACUUGCGUCUUGCUCAGCACUGAACAUUCCUGUUGUGUGACUAUGAAGAUAAUGAUGAUGAGCAAAGAGCAACUGACUCUCUUUCUACUCCCUGAGCGGAUUUUACCCCCCGUGACUCUCAAGGACCCAGACAGCGAACUGUUCAGCCGCCUCCCCCUCCUCCCAGCCUAAAACGCCAACAGAGGCUUGUUUGGACGUACUCUCGCAGGGAACUAGCAGACCAGCGGAUUUACAGAACUAUCCGUUAAAAACUACCCGAGAGAAGCAUCCGGUCUGUCUCCUUAUCUGUCCGUCUGUCUGAUCGAUUGACCACCCUACCACUAUUGCACUCCCAGAGAUUGCAGUGAGAGAUUACCUUUUUGGUGAACCUCAUCUUUUUUUUAAGUGGCCUUACCUUUCACUAAAAAAAUGAGACACUUGGGGACAAUGGGGACGGGAAUGUUUUUUUUUUUUAACUUUCUGUGUGCAUCGUUGUCGGACUUGUUGUCAUCAAGGCACCAUUUUUUGUCACUGAGGACACUGGGCAUCUGUUGUUUAGUGCUUUUUAGCUGGUGGAGUCUCUAUUAUGUCAAGGCUUCUGUGCCUUAAAAAUGUUGCCCUUGCUGUGUCAGUGUCAGAUUUCAGCUUUUUUUCCAUUGGUUGAUCCACAGGACUGUAGUUUUCACAGCUAUGAGAGUCGUAGUUUUUAGGGGUGGAGCUUAUUUGAGUGAAUCAAAUUGGAUUUAAAAAGUUGGUGUUACUCAAAUACUGUCUUUGUCCCGUUCUUCAAUGUGUUGCCAUGCUUGUUGGUCUCUGUUGUUCAUUCAGUUCUCCCACCAAUAAGCUGCGAAAAAGCUAAAAAUCUGUGUAAGUUAAGUUAAUUGAUCAAGUUUACGCCGCAGUACUUAUGUGGCAAGAAGCAGCCCUGAUUGAGAAUAAGAAAGGUCCUCUGAGGACUCACGCACUUCUUGUUUCCUUGGAUACAAACUAGGAUUACUAAAGGACAAUUUACCCCUGCCCCUCCCAAAUUUUUAUUUAAUUUCUUUUGUAUAUGUAUGGACUAUACUCUGUGUGUGCCUCACUUCUGUGUGAAACUCAAAAAGAUGAAACAAAACAAAAAAGAUGACAAAAGCAUUACAGAGAGGAUAAAAAACAGUAUGUUGGUGGAAUUCUGAUCAUUUAAGUUGCCUGUUCUUUCUUGUAGCCAACUAUUGAAAAUAACAGGAUUCAAGAAUACAAUUUACAAUGUUCUAGCUCUAGACCGGUGUAGCACAUGUGUGACUGUAUUAAUUUAUGAAACCAAAAUGGUAACUGUGAAUUAUGUAUUUCUUUGUGCAUUUUUUUAAAAAGCUGGGGAGAAGGUUUGCUGGGACGCGGGCAGCAGCUGGCCGCUCGCGUCUGAAAAAAACUUUUUGUUUUUUUUGGUGGAAUAUAAUGGAAACGAAACAUGUUUCUGAAAAAGAAAAAAAAGGAGAAAAAAAAAAGAAAAAAAGAAAAAAUAUAUGAAUAUAUUUUUUUUCUUAAGCAAUACAUUUCAGUGUGACUUGUGAUAGAACAUUUUCUUUUUUUAGGUAAUAAAUAAAUAAAAAACAAAAUGAGUACGUCAA
Molecule: messenger RNA, 5477 nt
Organism: Notolabrus celidotus (New Zealand spotty)
Lineage: Eukaryota; Metazoa; Chordata; Actinopteri; Labriformes; Labridae
Gene: midn
Product: midnolin
Exons: 8
Coding region: 271-2088 (605 amino acids)
Cellular component (GO): nucleus
Molecular function (GO): protein binding
Source: RefSeq, a predicted model, not a curated record